AGGGGGUUUUACAUUAUGCUGGCAACCCAGGAGCCGCUGUUGCCUACACGACGAGCUCGGCAUUCGAUUGGCCCGACAGCGAUAUCCCGCCCCCACCUGAGCAGGAAGAAGCUGUCAGCUGUACUCCACGCCUCCUCUGCCGAUCGCGUGUGUGGAGCAACCUGUGUCUUCCUCCCCUUGUGUGCACAUGUAGUCAGACCUGCUGCUGCUGCUGCUGCUGCCGCUGCUACUUCUGCGUCUCUGUCUGUACGUGUUGUUUCAACCAUGUCUGUUGUCAAAACGAGUUUAAAACUGUUUGUGUUCGCCGCAGUCACCGUCCUGGCCCUGCUACUGCUGCGGAACUGGAUGGCCACCAAGCAGUACGUUUUCAGCAAAGAAGACGUCGCCAAAUUGGCCAAACAGUACGCAGGUCAAGACCAUGAGCAGGCCUUCUCCAAAGUGGUGGUGGAGCUCAGGAAGAGGUAUCCUGGCCACAUUCUGCCAGACGAGGACCUGCAGUGGGUGUUUGUGAAUGCUGGAGGCUGGAUGGGCUCCAUGUGUCUGCUGCACGCUUCGCUCACAGAGUACUUGCUGUUGUUUGGUACUGCAGUGGACACAGGAGGACACUCAGGUCGUUACUGGGCAGAGAUUUCUGACACCAUCAUCUCCGGAACCUUCAGACAGUGGAAGGAGGGGACAACUAAAAGUGAAACGUACUACCCCGGUGACACCAUCGUACACGGUGUAGGUGAGGCGACGUCAGUCCAGUGGAGUGCAGGGACGUGGAUGGUGGAAUAUGGCAGAGGUUUCAUCCCCUCCACGCUGGGGUUCGCUCUGGCUGACACCCUAUUCAGCACCCAGGACUUCCUCACAAUGUUCUACACUGUACGUGUCUAUAUCAAGGGUUUGCUGCUGGAGGCUGGUACACUACUUACAGAAGCUGGAAUUUUCUGAGGUGCAGUCAAGGCUUGGAGACCUGCAUAUAGACAGUAAUGUCAAAGUUCGCCUUGUCAUGCUAUUUUACCCCUGACCACUAACAUCUAACGUGGGGAGAAAUCUUUGCCAGAUGAUUGCAAGUUUGAGCAUUAAAAAUUUUUACCUGAAAUUGUAGACAAUCCAAAUUUGCCUCAGCACAGUUGAUCCCACCAUCAUUCAAGUUCUCGUAUAGGCUAUACAAAACAAGGUGUUUGACUCCAGUAGUCUAGUCUUAACAUUUACCCUGUGAUGUCAAACUGCUGAACUAAUCAACAAAUCUCCCAAGAACAUGUCAGAAUCUAACCCCUCAUAUAAAGUCCCUCAGUGAUACUCAGCGUCUUAACUCCACACAAUAAGCAUUCCUCUGAGAGCUCAAACUGCCUAAAUAGUAGGUGAGGUCUUAAGCACCCAUAAAAAUCCAAAAUCCAUCCAUAUUUUUUAGGAUCUGAGGCCUAAAGACCCUACAACGACUUGCCAAAUCUGAGAUUCUUCUGAGAAAAAAUGAGUCAGUAUGUGUAACCAGGUUUUAGAGUUUUAACUAAUAUCAGAAAAUGCAAGCUCAAACUGGUUGCUGAUCAUUGCACAUUUGGGGACCAAGGAAUUACUCUUAAAACAAAUAUGCAAAUGAUUAAUUUGGCUUGAAAAGCAAAUACAAAAUAUAUCAUGUAAAGCCAAAGCCACUAUUUUCUUAGUAAAUGCCCAUUUCAUAUUAAUAUGCAUGUGGAUUCUCAGUAAAUGAGGAACCUGUGUGAAUCUAGAUUUAUGAAGAUGUGACUCACAUCAUGUCCUCAUUCAUCACCGAUCUGUUCAUACUAAAUAUUUUUUGAAAAUGUUGAUUGGAGGUAUAUGUUAAUGAAAACUGCCUGAAUGAUGUGUGUGUAAUGUCCCACCUUGCCCCAAUAUGAACCGUAUCCAGAUUCAUACCAGCUCAGAGACAGUAGUGUUUUUAAUGAUUAUGGUUUCUGUGUUUUGGUUCAUGCUGGACUAUUUCUGAUCUACUGCAGCAAUAGAUGUAUUUCAAUGGAGCAGUUUCCACAUUUCAAUCCUGUACUUUCUCCCUAAACUUUCAGAACUUUGCAUAAAAUUUACACCACAUAUAGUGUGGUGCAGUUUGACACAAACAGAUAUGUCUUGGGAGAAAUUGGGAGCCCCUUCAAAAACUUCUGCUGUGCAAUGCUGUAAUUGUACAUGUUUCAGUCAUUCACUUAAUUGGAUGGUUUGAAUUCACAAAAGUUGAUUUCAUACAAAACCUUUUAAAAGUCAAAGGUUAAAUAGACCUGCACUUAACAAUAUUAUUUUGAAUAUAUAAUUGUAGAGAUGAAUGAUAUUAGGUUCUGACCGAGCUGCAUGGCUAUAGUUUAAUCAGUUUCUGUUUGUUGUCUGAAACUUUGCACUAGCCCAACAGGGCAAAAACAAAACACUAUCAACAGACCUCAUCCUCUACACGUCCAUGUUGUAACAUAAUACUGAGCAGCAAUGGCAGAGAAUCGAAGCUUUUUGGAAAUCUUGUGUGUAUUUCACUUGGAAUUGCACUACACAAGCAAAUUACUGCUGCUGAAUCUCUCAUCUCCAGGUUCUGCCAUUUUAAAUAAAACAGCCUUAUUUUCAGAUUGAUGCCUGAACCCCAUCGAUGAUACAGGGUUUCCACCAUGGGAGUGAAAACGUACCCAGAACUGUAGUUCAUUAGUUUACGUACAGCAGUGUCAGUUGAAGUGGGGUCUUGGAUGGAUGGCAAAACAAAAUGCAAGAUGGACAGAAAACCUAUUACUGUACCUUAAAUGCUGACAAGUGGUUGUGCACUGUAAGAUAAAGAUGGAAACUGACAGUGCCAGAAUAAAUAAAUGUUUCUGAAGGAAAA
Messenger RNA from Lates calcarifer (barramundi perch), 2812 nucleotides. RefSeq names its product sigma non-opioid intracellular receptor 1 (gene sigmar1). Gene Ontology annotation, cellular component: endoplasmic reticulum. Lineage: Eukaryota; Metazoa; Chordata; Actinopteri; Centropomidae. The record is from RefSeq and is a predicted model, not a curated record. Bases 16 to 933 code for a protein of 305 amino acids. The transcript has 5 exons.